Aspergillus alliaceus is the source of this 1356-nucleotide messenger RNA. Its product is annotated as SNG1 family protein. Gene Ontology annotation, cellular component: membrane. Bases 1 to 1356 code for a protein of 451 amino acids. The transcript is spliced from 3 exons. NCBI's taxonomy places the organism in Eukaryota, Fungi, Ascomycota, Eurotiomycetes, Eurotiales, Aspergillaceae. The record is from RefSeq and is a predicted model, not a curated record.
AUGAGCGAAAAGACGGAACUUGGCGAAGGCAGCGAGAAGGCUGAAGAGCCACCAACCGCUGUCUCCUUUUUUGAUCCCGCCUUGAAAUCGGUUCGAUACCAGGUAUUUCUCCAAUGGGCCCGUACAGUCCUCAUGCUUUGCGUUUUCGUCCUCUGCAUCCUUUCUCUAUUCUGGGCCGUUCAAUUUCGCGUACAAGAGAAUCUUCAUUCGUUAACGGUCUGGGUCGUCGACUUCGAUGGUUUGGUCGAUCCGUAUCGCGAAACGAAGCCGAUCGUGGGCCCGGCUGUGACGCACGUCGCAGAAAGCUUGGUCCAAAGCCCGAAAACUGGCCGGUUGGGUUACAUCAUUAAAUAUCCCUCGGAUUUUAACUAUGACCCUUGGGCUGUUCGACAGGGUGUGUACGAUGAACAUGCGUAUGCUGCCAUCAUCGUCAACGCCAACGCGACCACGCUUCUCCGCAAUGCUGUGACGAACGGAAAUACAUCGUACGAUCCCACUGGGGCCGCGCAGUUCAUCGUAAUUGCUGCCCGGGAUCAAACAACUUAUUCUAGUUAUAUUAUACCGGGGUUAAGCGCCUUCGCAAAUACGGUCCUGGCGGAAUUCGGGCCUCGUUGGGUACAAACCGUUGCUCAAGAGUCGCUCAAUAUCUCGCGUGUACCCCAAGCGAUAAAUCCGGCGAUUGGAUUCAACACACUGGACCUUCGGCCAUUCGGUCCGGCCGCUGCGACACCUUCUGUGACAAUUGGCUUGAUCUACCUGAUUAUCAUUGCCUUCUUCAACUUUCCAUUCCUGAUGCCAAUCCACGCACAAUUCCUGAAGGGCAAUCAUCCUCCGCUGAAGAUUCCCCACUGGCUCAUGUGGCGUGUCUGCUCCAAUAUCGCGGCCUACUUCUUCUUAUCUCUAUUCUACUCUUUUGUGUCGCUAGCUUUCCAGAUCCCGUUCAGCAACUCUCCGGCGCCGGAUACAGUUUCUGCCGCUAACCCCAAUGCCUACGGACAUGGAUCCUUUAUGGUCUUUUGGAUGCUCAACUGGGUGGGCAUGAGCGCUCUCGGAUUCCCUCUCGAGAACAUGGCUAUGGUUCUAGGAUUCCCCUGGAGCUCGCUGUUUCUCAUCUUCUGGGUCAUCAGUAACGUCGCCACGGGUUUCUAUGCGCUGGAUUUAGCCCCGGGAUUUUUCCGAUGGGGCUAUGCGUGGCCAUUGCAUCGCAUUGUCGAAGCGUUACGUACCAUCCUCUUCGGGAUCCAUUCCCGGAUCGGACUCGACUUCGGCAUUCUGUUUGCGUGGAUCGGCGUAUCCCUUAUCUUCUUUCCAUUUGCCACCUUUAUCAUGCAAUGGAAGAUGAAGCGAGGACUGUAA